Molecule: messenger RNA, 282 nt
Organism: Tricharina praecox
Lineage: Eukaryota; Fungi; Ascomycota; Pezizomycetes; Pezizales; Pyronemataceae
Exons: 3
Coding region: 1-282 (93 amino acids)
Source: RefSeq, a predicted model, not a curated record
AUGGCUGCCGCAAAGCCCAAGGGCAUUAUCGAGCGCGCCCCGAAGAAGCCUGCCCCCAAGAAGCCUGCCCCCAAGAAGCCUGCCGACAAAAAGUACACGUACCAUCUCCCCGCCAAUGACUCGGUCAUCCAUGCACUCAAGGAGUGCCCGGAGCCGUCGGGCAAGUUUGAACGCUACGCGUUCCGCAACGAGGUCUUCCGUCGGGUGUCGGGCCCUGGCUGGGAGACUUACGUCGGAGAGGAAAGGGUGCGCGGCAUCGUCGCUUUGCAUGUCUACAACUAA